Molecule: messenger RNA, 2325 nt
Organism: Megalopta genalis
Lineage: Eukaryota; Metazoa; Arthropoda; Insecta; Hymenoptera; Halictidae
Gene: Saysd1
Product: SAYSVFN motif domain containing 1
Source: RefSeq, a predicted model, not a curated record
ACAACAAAUUCUACUUUUCAUUCGUCUAAGGUGAAAUCGUGAUCAGAUCGUGUAAUCGAAUUCUACAAUAACUGAACUUCCAACAAAAAAUUCGGCAACAUCUUAGAAUAAUCCGUGAAUAAAUGCUAAAGAAAUGUUCACAGACUGAUCACGAUUGUCAUAAUUCCGGCGAAUCUACGUACACGUUGGUAGGCACCGUGGUACACAUUGUAGAAAGAAAAGUUAAUCGCCUGGGCCGGAAAGUACCGGCAGAUGUUCAGGAAGUUACCGCGCCACAACGAGAAGAAACCUUGUUCCCGUGGUAUCCUAACCAUCGCAUCGAUAAAACCUUUGUACGCGGACCUCUCCGAUGCUCCGAUCUGAUGGCUGCUCGCCUGAGUUUGUAGAAUCAGCUUGAUCCUCUCUAACGGCGCGGUCAUUGUCUUGAAUAUGAUCGACAGCACGCCGGAAACCAAGAAGGAAACGCCGAAAUUGGUCGGCAUGCUUAUCUGAACGCAUUGCCCGUCCAAUACGGGAUCGAUCGCUAAAUCGUCAUUGAUCGCGUGACUCUUUCUCGCCUUCAUUUUUCGCACGAUAAUCUCGAAGAGAUUUUCCGGUUUUCGUUGCUUGAUGCACGCGUCUCUUUCUUUCUCUAUGCAUAACAACAUUUCGAAUUCAGAACUACGUUCAGUUCAGACGCGGGAUCAUCGAUAAAGUUAUUGGCGGAUAUCGAUAACAUCGAAACGUUAUCGAUAUUUAACGUGUCGCAUCUUCGAACAAAAUUCUUUUCUCAUUGGUCAGAUCUGUAUUUACUAUACUAUGAUUACAAAUGCAAUUGCAUAGAGAAUGUGUGAUUCGAUACGGUUCGAUUUUUUCGAAACUUGCAAAAUAAAACGCAGAGACACGCGCCAAUUCCUCUCGUCACUCAUCGGUCGCCGCUCAUUUUCGGUGGUGGGGGAACUAACUAUGUAGCUGAAAGGAGAAAACAUACGGCCCGCGACGAAGAAGUUUGGUCGCCCUUAAUGUACACCGUUCCUAUUUACAAUGUCGUUGACACGAAUGUACGACGAGCGAUUGAAUACAAUUGAAUGCAGCAUUGUAGCACAGCGGAGCACAGCCGACUGAUAGACAGCUGACGUGUGCGUUUGACAGGCUGUCAUGACCGAGAACGGUAUAAGAGAGCGGCUCGAUACUUACAGACGUCAGAGACGCAGAAACGAAAUGACAGAGUCGAUUAAAAAUGCUAUACAAACUGUUCUGCCGUGGAACCAAAACUCCACCGUGAAAGAUCCGCUCCUGUCACCGCCGCCGGAGGAUGUGGAGGAUCUUCAGGAUGCGGAAAGCAGUUGUUCGGACGAUAGCCUAGACCAGCCUCAGUAUACGUUGCUGAGGAAAGCAAUGUAUCUACUCUGCUUCCUUUUAUGGGCAGUCUUAUAUACAAUUGCAAUCGAAGUUCAGUUCGGGGCUAUAUAUUUCAUUGUAUCCAUAUUAAUAUUUAUUUGGGUAAAUACUCACUCGAGGCCAAGAAAACCGGGCGAACUCAGCCCAUAUUCGGUUUUCAAUCCGCAAUGCAAAGCAAUCGAUGGGACUCUCAAUGCGGAACAGUUUGAAAGAGAAAUACGGUAUGGUCCAGGAAGCGUGCAUUAGCUUUCCUGUGAGCCUUACUUAUCGCAGGCAUCAUCUUUUUAUAUAUAUAUAUAUAUAUAUAUAUCUUGCAUACGAUUAUAUACAUGCCUGUGCAAUGUACGGUAAUACAUGAAUGGACAAUAGGAACUCAAACAUGUAAAAUUAAGCUAAGCAUAUGGGGAAGUAAGGCUAAGCGUUAGGCUAAAUAUGUUUUAGCAGAUUUUAGUGGUACUCCAAAGUUAUCGCAGUUAUUUAAAAGAAAAAAAACGAAUUUUAUACCUAGACUCUGUUUACUUUUGCAUUUUUUUCCUAUCUAUUUUGUAAUAAUUGAAUUGCUGCUUCGUAACAUUUCACCAUCUCCUUGAGAUACAUCAAACUUAUGUUAUACGGAUUGUGAUUUAGACUAAGAAACUCUGCCCAAUUAGUUUUAGACCGAAACUUUGUAUCAGGGCAGAAAAGGGUUCUAUCGAAGUCUAUCAUCAAAUCAUUCAAUAUUCUUGUAUCAAGCGUACUGCAACAUAAAAAAAGGAUAGAUUUUUUUGUGGCUUGCAGUAUUAAUAUUUAUAAAUAUAAUAGUUUUAUAUAAACUCUAAGAGUUGCGUACUUAGUGCUAUCAACCGCGUCAAUCCUUCCAUUUAGAGUAUCAACAUUAUUUAACAAUUCGACCGAAGUUUCCUGUAUUUUCUCUAAAAAAAAAUAUACAAUUUUAUUGAACAUUCA